Molecule: messenger RNA, 929 nt
Organism: Ooceraea biroi (clonal raider ant)
Lineage: Eukaryota; Metazoa; Arthropoda; Insecta; Hymenoptera; Formicidae
Biological process (GO): NADH dehydrogenase complex assembly
Source: RefSeq, a predicted model, not a curated record
UCCUUCGAAAUUUGUCGAAACUAAAGUUCGCUAUUUGAGAAUUCGAUCGUCAGAUUAUUAGCACUUGAAAAAUUUAACACAAAAAUUGUUCUCAAAAAUUAGUUUCGAAAAAGUUUAUUACGAGCCUCCGCCAUUUGUGAUAUUACAAAAUGAGGGAUAAAAUGAUGCUGUUCGAUUUCACAAACGCGCAAAGCGUGGACGAUUGGCGAGAGAUGUCCGAUACCGUCAGACCCGUGGGAAAGUCCAAAGCUGCUUUAGUGCUGCAAAUAAGCCAGCUUUUCCAACGUGCGAUCCUUUUCACGCUGUUGAACCCACAACCCAAUGGCGCCGGUUUUGCCGGAGUUAGGAAACCGACGAAUCUCGAUUUGUCGUCGUUCAACAAUAUUGAGAUUACUUGUCGCGGUCAGGGGCAAAAUAGCCAUUAUAAAAUAUCUCUCAGGCAUCGAGGGCAGAACUCAGAUGAAGACCUCAGCUACGAGCAAUUUUUUACAGUGCCAAUGUCGAACGAUGAGUUCGCCGCAGUGACAUUACCUUUGAAAGACUUUAAGCCUUAUUAUCGUGGUCGGGAGAUUCCAGAUGGAGAACCUCUAGACACAGCUAAUAUCACCAUGUUUGAAUUCCAAAUUUACGGAGGCGUUUAUCUGCCCAUUAAGCAACACGGUGCGUCAGCCUUAGAAAUAGAAACUGUACAAGUGUUUUAAUAUUCUACUCGUGACAGGAGAAACCAAGCGCCUCUUUAAGAAAGCUUUCUCAUAAAAAUUAGUGUUACGAACACCAAACAUCUAGCUUCUCGCACAUAAAAUAAAUAAUUAAGCCUUUGAUUAGCAAUUUCUUGCAAUAUUAUGUCACGAUAUGAUAGUGGGAUGGAUUCAAGUUUAAUUGUUUUUAAUACGAGAUUGAUAGAAGAUAAAUUUAUUUUUUAAAAGCAA